Messenger RNA from Folsomia candida, 1717 nucleotides. RefSeq lists its product as uncharacterized. The coding region runs from base 216 to 1586 and encodes 456 amino acids. NCBI's taxonomy places the organism in Eukaryota, Metazoa, Arthropoda, Collembola, Entomobryomorpha, Isotomidae. The record is from RefSeq and is a predicted model, not a curated record. The transcript has 5 exons.
CCUGCAUGAACCCCACACCUAAACACGUUCAUAAACACCACUACCGCACUAAUUAUGACGUCUACACCUUACAUCCUCCUCUUCCUCACCACUGCCACAAAAUGGUCAAAGUCACAAUAAUUAUUAGUGUGCGAGACGACGCACCAGUCCCACUCACAACUUUCUUCACCAUAAAAGACGCAUCCGGGGUUUAAUUCGGCCUAAAAAUAUAUAAAAUGUGGCGAAUUCCUCCAUCCCGGCGUCUCUCUACUACUUCCCCCCACUCAAGAAUAACAAUAAUGAAACAUCUAACAAUCAUUUAUUGUUCCCUAAGUGUUCUUGUCCUGCAUGGGGUCACCGCUCAGAAAAUAAAGAACAACAAUGGAACAACAACUGCUCCUAAAAAUUCCGAUUCACUGAUCCCAUCCGACUCAUUAUUUUCCGCAGAAGAAGAGGAGACAACAGACAACUACCGACAAUUCCUCCCCCCACAAUUUCACCCCCAAUUUCCCCAAAAUAUUCCCCAGUUUCAAAGUAUAAAUCCUGCCUUUCACCGAUAUCCACCGUACCCCCAAUUGGGUUACGUUGACCCACAACAAGUCCAAAAUCAGCAACAAUUUCAGCAGCAAUCUUAUGCAGAUCCUGACCUACUAAAUAUUCAGCAAAGCAGUUCUUCCAACCGGAAGACGAAUAAACAGGGAAGCAGUUCAAAAAAGAGGAGAAAGCGUCCCCAGAAAAUUGAAAAUGAGGACACAGAUGGAAACUUUGGACCACCGCCAGAUUUUUCACAAAUUACCGGAUAUCAAGUUCAACUGCCCGAAAUACCGAAAAGAAUACGGAAGAAGAAGCGACCACAGCGAGUCCAGGAGGACUAUGACAUUGAUGGCGAUGGAAUUAUCAAUGUUUCCGAUUUGCACGAACCAAAUCGAAGUGUGAAGAAGCAGUUGAAGAAAAAAGUCGAGCCGGAACAUGAACUCGGAGACGUGAACAGUAAAACAAUUGAAGGAGGGGAUGGAAUUGAGGGAGAUGAGAGAGCGUGUCCGGGUUGCAUUUCCGGGGGUUGCAAUACGAACAACGUUAUUUCAGGACUUCCGCUUAUCCAGAUAUUGGCUGCAAUUAAGGCUGGAAUCGUUUGGGCAGGAAUUUUCUUGUUCUUGUACAAGAACUUUAUAGCUGGAGGGAAGGGCGAGAGUCAAGAAGGAUAUGGAUACGCCCCAGCCCCACAAAUGGCGUACGGGCCCCCUCCAUCCAUGGCAUACGGUCCACCGCCAUCUCCAGCGUACGGUCCACCCCCUUCGUCCGGUUAUGGCCCACCCCCUGCCCCAGCUUAUGGUCCGCCCCCUGCUUCAUCCUAUGGUCCACCCCCUGCCCCAGCUUAUGGUCCACCCCCUUCUUCCGCCUAUGGUCCGCCUCCUUCAUCCGCUUAUGGUCCACCUCCUUCGUCCGGUUACUCUACUCGCAUUUCCUACCCCACCGGAAGAAAAUCCGCAUCCAUGAUGGACUCGUUAUCUGACACAGUCUACAACUCGCUGGAUACCUUUUCCAAAACUUUUCAAGACGACAACAGUUCACCCACCGGAACAAAUGUCAAAGUAAAAACAAGCUAGCCAGCUUAAAAACAAGCUGGGGAUAAUGGGGAUAGCUGGGAUAAUUUCUUAAAACUAAUGUACAUGCAUAUAAAUUAUUAAGUAUUUAUUCAUCAACUUUAAGAAACAAUAAAAAACAACUUUCGACUGGA